UGGCUCUCCGACGGGCCGUUUCUCGCUCCACCGCUGCUAGCUUGCCGCCGCGGAGGGGAGAGGCGUCGGCACCACCAUGCUGCUCGGAAGCAUGGACUCAUGCUUGCCACCCAAGAGUCGCAAGAGGUCACUGCGACGCCCAUUGAGGCAGUUGUCCCUGGGAGAGCCUCUGCCUGCGAGCCCGCUCAUCUCGACACGCAAUCUCGUCCCCGGACUGAGCGAGAGCGUGGUGCAGCUAGACAUCCUCGGCAAAGGCGCGACGAGCAACGUAUUCCUGGCCGUCCACGCCGCCACCCUCAAGAUGGUCGCCCUCAAAGAGGUGACCGUGAGCAACGACGCGGACCGGUGGGCCGUCCGGACCGAGAUGCGCGCGCUCAAGACCCAGCGCUCCCCGCUCCUCAACUCGGCCUUCACUACCAAGCUCGCGUCGUGCCCUAGGAUAGUCGACUACUACGGCAGCGUCGUGAGGGAGAACGGGAACGCCUGCAUAGCGGUGGAGUACGUGGCCGGCGGCAGCCUGGAGAACUGGCUGGAGAACAGCGGCGCGUCCGUGUGCCCCGAGCCGUGGUUCGCGCACAUCACUCACCAGGCCCUAGAGGUGAGAGAGAGGAAGCAAAGGAGAUGUGCACUUUAG
Messenger RNA from Ectocarpus sp. CCAP 1310/34, 634 nucleotides. The record is from the annotation of a GenBank genome assembly. Lineage: Eukaryota; Phaeophyceae; Ectocarpales; Ectocarpaceae.